Molecule: messenger RNA, 1430 nt
Organism: Frieseomelitta varia
Lineage: Eukaryota; Metazoa; Arthropoda; Insecta; Hymenoptera; Apidae
Product: pre-mRNA-splicing factor Syf2
Exons: 5
Coding region: 511-1203 (230 amino acids)
Cellular component (GO): Prp19 complex; post-mRNA release spliceosomal complex; catalytic step 2 spliceosome
Source: RefSeq, a predicted model, not a curated record
AGUGAGAAAUCGCGUGCGUGCCUCUUCUAUCCCUUGUGAUCGUCUCGAGAAGAGCUUCCGCGGCACCCUGUGACCGCGCUUCGCGGGUAAUCCCCAAAAGCCCGCAGAGCGCGAAACUUUCUUCUGCGACACAACCGCCGCCAGCGUACAAUUCUGCGUCACGUUUCACCGUCGGGGUUCGCGCAAACGCGAACCUUUCACGAGUGCUGCUGCUAACUCAACGCGACUUGUGAUCGACCGGUAUCGUCCUCUUCGAUUUCCUACCGGCGGAUGAAAAAUCACCUGGCUUCUCCCCUUGACGGCUAAUAUCACCGCGCUCUACGAGUUGAACGACAGGAUAUCACAGGAUCCGCUUAUUGCGUUCCCGACUCCGCACCAGAGAAGAUCAAUUUCAAUCGAUCCACCACCUACAGACGUCGGGCAAAUGGAGUUCGCCUUUUUCGUCGACGAAUCGUAACUUGCUGACAUCUGUCGGAGCCACCAACAAACACGUGUAUCACAGACAGUGAGAUGGAAAACGAGACCGCAAAUGAUGGGAAAUCAGUCGCGGAGAAACAUGCUGAAAGAAUGAAACGCUUGAGAGAACUCCAUACAAAAAGAAAUGAGGCUAGACAGCAAAAUCAUAAAGAAGUUGUAGAGGAGGACAAAAGGAAUAAACUUCCUUCGAAUUGGGAAUCUCGUAAAAGGCAAGCAGAAUGGAUCAUUCAAGAUGAAGCUGCAAGAAAAGCUGCCGAAGAAAAAGGAGAAGAUUAUGAGAGAACAAAAUUACUUCACAUUGAUGCAACAGAAGCAGAACGUAUAGCAAGAAAGAAAAAAAAUAAAAAGAAUCCAGAUCCAGGUUUUUCAGAUUAUGAACAAGCAGCUAUUCGUCAAUAUAAUAGGCUGGUGAAAAAUAUUAAACCAAACAUGGAUUCAUAUAACGAAGCUAAAGAAAAGUUAGGUCCAGCUUUUUAUGGAGAUAGAAACACUAUAUUACAUGGUCUACAUGAAGAUAAGAAAGAGGCUGUUGACAAAAUGGUGGAAAACUUGGAAAAACAAAUUGCAAAGAGAGAAAAGUAUAGCAGAAGAAGAAUGCACAAUGACGACGCCGAUAUCGAUUACAUCAACGAACGUAAUGCUAAAUUCAACCAGAAAUUAGAAAGGUUCUAUGGGGAAUAUACGCGUGAAACAAAGCUGAAUUUGGAACGAGGUACAGCUAUAUAAUAAGUGAAGAAUAUUAUACUAAAGGACUUACUACAAACAUCUUGUAUUUUAAAUAGUAUUUCAAAACUCAUACAAAUAGAAUUGACUACUGAUAAGUCGUUGAUUAUCUAGUAAUUAGAAGUGCAAAUGAUACAUUUUGCAAUACGAUAUUUACCAAUUUUAAAUCUGCAUUCAUUGUUAAAAAAUCAAAUUAUAUAUUAAUUUCGUAAAUAAAAAAUUAAACUCAA